CACCCGGCCGGGCCCGCGGGCAUCUGCUGCGUGUCCCGCUCCGGACUCAGCGCCUCCGCUGUCGCCGGCGCUGCCUCGAUGUUCCAGCUGCCUAUCUUGAAUUUCAGUCCCCAGCAAGUGGCCGGGGUAUGCGAGACUCUAGAGGAGAGCGGCGACGUGGAGCGCCUGGGUCGCUUCCUCUGGUCGCUGCCUGUGGCCCCUGCGGCCUGCGAGGCGCUCAACAAGAAUGAAUCCGUGCUGCGCGCGCGAGCCAUCGUGGCCUUUCACGGUGGCAACUACCGCGAGCUCUACCAUAUCCUGGAAAACCACAAGUUCACCAAGGAGUCGCACGCCAAACUGCAGGCGCUGUGGCUCGAAGCGCAUUACCAGGAGGCUGAGAAGCUGCGUGGACGGCCCUUGGGGCCGGUGGAUAAGUACCGAGUGAGGAAGAAGUUCCCGCUGCCGCGCACCAUCUGGGACGGCGAACAGAAGACACACUGCUUCAAGGAGCGCACGCGGCACCUGCUGCGGGAAUGGUACCUGCAGGACCCCUACCCCAACCCAAGCAAAAAGCGUGAGCUCGCCCAGGCAACCGGACUGACCCCUACGCAGGUGGGCAACUGGUUCAAAAACCGCCGGCAAAGGGAUCGGGCAGCUGCAGCCAAAAACAGACUUCAGCAGCAGGUCCUGUCGCAGGGGUCCGGCCGGACGCUAAGAGCCGAGGAAGAGGGCACGCCCGAGGUGCUGGGUGCUGCCGCCAGCCCGGCCGCCAGCCUGUCCAGCAAGGCAGCCACUUCGGCCAUCUCCAUCACUUCCAGCGACAGCGAGUGCGACAUCUGAGUUGCCCACCGAUUAUACUAAGAAACAGAAUUCGGCGUUUAAAAAACAAAACAAAACAAAACAAAACACGAGACAAAUAAAAUGAAAGAGAGAAAGGAUGAGAGACC
Molecule: messenger RNA, 926 nt
Organism: Cervus elaphus (red deer)
Lineage: Eukaryota; Metazoa; Chordata; Mammalia; Artiodactyla; Cervidae
Gene: SIX6
Product: SIX homeobox 6
Exons: 2
Coding region: 79-819 (246 amino acids)
Biological process (GO): regulation of transcription by RNA polymerase II; eye development
Cellular component (GO): nucleus; transcription regulator complex
Molecular function (GO): RNA polymerase II cis-regulatory region sequence-specific DNA binding; DNA-binding transcription factor activity, RNA polymerase II-specific
Source: RefSeq, a predicted model, not a curated record